GUCACAACUCCCCUCACCAGCAAGGAUUAAAAAUUCCAACUUCUAAAACUAAGCAACCAUAUAUAGUACACUACCUACAGCCACCAAAUAACAUAAAGCAUAAACAUUUCAAUCUCAUUCUCACACUCAGACUCACUCAAACCCUUCCCUUCUUAAUUACAUGGUAUAUAUAUGUAUAUGUAUAUAUAACACUCUAUUCUUCUUUGUCCCAUGACCCAUGCAAUCAUGUAAGUUCCUUUAGCUAGCUACUAUAAAACCACCCCAAGACUCUUCAUCACUACUCUCACUCUAACUAAACAUUAACACACAAAAUGUCUGACCCAACAACACAACCAACUAUGCUCCCUUUCUUCAACCAAUCCAUGGAACUCGUCCAACUCCCCAACCCAACCGCAACCCGAAUCCGAAGCCGAACCGGUUUCUCCCCCACCCUCGGCGAGCUCCUCAAACACGUAGAAGAUGCUCAAAACGACAACCCUAACGCACCAACACAACAUGUUCUCGAUCUCAAUUCUACUCCUAACUCCUCUCACCCUUUUGUUCUCUCCUUCGCCAACUUAACCUACAGUGUUAAGGUCCGUCGCAAGAUGAUCCUGUCUCCAUGCUUCACCUCAAACCAUGACUUGCUGCCGGAGAACGACGCAACGGACGCAAAAACCGAUAACGCCGCCACCAAGAUUCUCCUAAAUGAUAUCUCCGGUGAGGCGAGGGACGGCGAGAUCAUGGCGGUACUCGGAGCCAGUGGCUCCGGGAAGUCUACCUUGAUCGACGCCCUUGCAGACCGGAUCUCCAAGGAGAGCCUCAAGGGAAGUAUAACGCUAAACGGAGACGUUUUGGAGUCCAGGAUGUUGAAGGUUAUCUCCGCUUACGUCAUGCAGGACGACCUCCUCUUCCCCAUGCUCACCGUGGAGGAAACCCUAAUGUUCUCCGCCGAGUUCCGCCUCCCUCGCUCCCUAUCCAGGUCCAAGAAGAAGGCUCGCGUUCACGCCCUCAUCGACCAGCUCGGCCUCCGCAACGCCGCCACCACCGUCAUCGGCGAUGAAGGCCACCGCGGCGUCUCCGGAGGUGAGCGCCGACGCGUCUCCAUCGGGAUAGACAUUAUCCACGAUCCGAUUGUCCUCUUCCUCGACGAGCCAACCUCCGGCCUUGACUCCACCAGCGCCUUCAUGGUAGUGAAGGUGCUUCAGCGAAUCGCACAGAGCGGGAGCAUCGUAAUCAUGUCAAUCCACCAACCAAGCUACCGCAUCCUCGGCCUCCUCGACCGCCUGAUCUUCCUGUCCCACGGCCAAACCGUAUUCAGCGGCUCUCCAGCGAGCCUCCCGCCGUUCUUCUCAGAGUUCGGCCACCCCAUACCGGAGAACGAGAACCGCACGGAGUUCGCUCUUGACUUAAUCCGCGAGCUGGAAGAAGCUCCCGGCGGCACAAAAGGCCUCGUGGACUUCAAUAAACAGUGGCAACUCAAGAACAAGAGAAUUUCCGAGAAAACCAUAAGCGGAAUACCGAAAGUGUCCCUGAAGGACGCAAUCAGCGCAAGCAUUUCCAGGGGUAAACUCGUCUCAGGGGCGCCAGCUGGCACCAGUACCAGUAACGACUCCAACCAACUCGCAGCAGCAUCAUCAGUCCACAAGUUCGCGAAUCCACUCUGGAUCGAGAUGGCGGUUAUAGCAAAACGGUCUCUAACAAACUCACGGAGGAUGCCCGAAUUAUUCGGGAUCCGCUUGGGUGCAGUACUAGUGACUGGUGCCAUCCUCGCCACCAUGUUUUACCACCUCGAUAACUCUCCCAAGGGCGUUCAGGAGCGGUUAGGGUUCUUCGCAUUCGCUAUGUCCACCACCUUCUACACCUGCGCUGAAGCCAUCCCCGUCUUCCUCCAAGAACGCUACAUCUUUAUGAGAGAAACUGCCUACAACGCCUACCGCCGCUCCUCCUACGUCCUCGCUCACUCCAUCAUCUCCGUCCCUUCUUUAGUCUUCCUCUCCUUCGCCUUUGCCGCCACCACCUUCUGGGCGGUGGGACUCGCCGGCGGCACCAGUGGCUUCCUCUUCUACUUCCUCACCAUUGUGGCUAGCUUCUGGGCGGGGAGCUCCUUCGUGACGUUCCUCUCCGGCGUGGUUUCUCACGUGAUGCUUGGCUUCACGGUGGUGGUUGCAAUUCUAGCGUACUUUUUACUCUUCAGUGGAUUCUUCAUCAGCAGGGACAGAAUCCCACCGUACUGGAUAUGGUUUCACUACAUAUCUCUGGUGAAGUACCCGUACGAGGGAGUGUUGCAGAACGAGUUCGAUCUGAAUCCGCCAAGAUGCUUUGUUAGAGGGACGCAGAUGUUCGACAGCACGCCGCUGAUGGAGGUGCCGGAGGCGUUGAAAGUGGAGCUGCUGAAGAGUAUGAGCAAGACGCUGGGGAUUAACAUCACGAGUUCCACGUGCGUGAUUACCGGAGCAGAUGUGCUGAAGCAGCAGGGUGUGACGCAGCUGAGCAAGUGGAACUGCCUUUGGAUAACGCUCGCUUGGGGUUUCUUCUUCCGUUUCCUUUUCUAUUUGACUCUUCUUUUUGGAAGCAAGAAUAGGAGAAGGUAAGAUAAUAGAAAACGAACUGAAGAUUUUUCAACUGAACAAAUAAGCAACAUAUUAAAAUUUAGAGAGUAAAACAACAACAUAUGGGAAUUAAUGCUUUUGUCACCGUGGAUUGGAGUGCUGUUGAAUUGAUGAAGAGGUAGUAAUAAUAAGUUACUGAACAGGCAUUUGUAUUUUAAUUAAUUUGAAAGAAUUGUACUUUAAAAAAAAUGUGUAUGAAUGAAGGAAUUAGUUUGUGUACACUACUUUUGUGUGGGUAAUUGACUAAUUAUCCUCAAUUACUGAAAUUAAAAAUUUCAUGAACA
This is a messenger RNA of Arachis duranensis, 2875 nucleotides long. Its product is annotated as ABC transporter G family member 20. Gene Ontology annotation, cellular component: membrane. The record is from RefSeq and is a predicted model, not a curated record. Bases 312 to 2573 code for a protein of 753 amino acids. Gene Ontology annotation, molecular function: ATP hydrolysis activity; ATP binding; ABC-type transporter activity. Lineage: Eukaryota; Viridiplantae; Streptophyta; Magnoliopsida; Fabales; Fabaceae. The transcript has a single exon.